Molecule: messenger RNA, 654 nt
Organism: Caretta caretta (loggerhead turtle)
Lineage: Eukaryota; Metazoa; Chordata; Testudines; Cheloniidae
Source: RefSeq, a predicted model, not a curated record
AUGGCCAAGAUGGAACUGGAAGCAAAGGUGGAAAGACUGAAGCAGGAGAUAGAAUUCCUGAGGUGUGUGUACGCUGGGGAAAUUGCUCAGAUAGAAGGAAAACUCUGUGAGACCGCCAUAGUUGUGAAAAUGGACAACCGCCGAGAUCUGGACCUCAGUGGUAUCCUCAAAAGUGUUGGAUGCUGGUAUGAGGAGAUUGCUCAAGGAAGCAAAGCAGAAGUUGAGGCUUUGCACCUUGCUAGAUUCCAGGAACUUCAGGAGGCCAAAGGUAUAUACUGUAAUGAUCUAAAAUGCAACCGGCAUGAGAUUGUAGAGCUGAGACGGCUGAUCCAGAGAUUGCAAAGUGACUCUGAAAAUGUGAAGAAACCGGUUGCCAGUCUGCGAUCAGCCAUUUGUGAUGCUGAGCAACAGGGUGACUGUGCCCUUAAAGAUGGCCAGGAGAAAUAUGUUGAACUGCAGCAUGCCCUACAGAAGGCCAAGGAUGAGCUGGCAAGUAUGCUGCGUGAUUACCAGGAGCUGCGGCAUGUCCAGCUGGCCCUGGAUAUUAAGAUCGCCAUAUACAAGACGCUGCUGGAGGGAGAAGAGAACAGGAUCGAAAUCUUGGCUUGUUACUUCAUAAUCUCUAAUGAGCAGAUUGAUCUGAACGCUAUGUAG